Messenger RNA from Vicia faba (fava bean), 621 nucleotides. Lineage: Eukaryota; Viridiplantae; Streptophyta; Magnoliopsida; Fabales; Fabaceae. The record is from the annotation of a GenBank genome assembly.
AUGGAGCAAGCGGUUUUGGAUGACAUAAUCAAUCGGCUCCUUGAAGUUCGUAGCCGGCCCGGGAAGCAGGUUCAGUUGUCGGAGGCGGAGAUCCGUCAGCUCUGUGCAGCUGCCAGAGAGAUUUUUUUGCAUCAACCUAAUUUAUUGGAACUUGAAGCACCUAUUAAGAUUUGUGGUGACAUACAUGGUCAAUAUUCUGAUCUUCUAAGGCUUUUUGAGUAUGGUUUGCUUUGCGAUCUCCUGUGGUCAGACCCUAGCAAAGAAGUUCAAGGUUGGGGAAUGAAUGACAGGGGAGUGUCAUAUACAUUUGGUGCUGAUAAGGUCUCAGAAUUUCUUCAGAAACAUGAUUUGGAUCUUGUUUGUCGUGCUCAUCAGGUGGUGGAGGAUGGAUAUGAAUUCUUUGCUAACCGGCAGCUUGUAACAAUAUUUUCGGCACCUAAUUACUGUGGGGAGUUUGAUAAUGCUGGUGCUAUGAUGAGUGUUGAUGAGACACUGAUGUGCUCUUUCCAAAUAUUAAAGCCAGCUGAUAAGAAAGCAAGGCUCAAUUUCGGAAGUACAACAACUGCUAAACCAGGAAACUCUCCAGCAGGGGUAAAGUCCUUCCUUGGUGCAAAAGUAUGA